CUUACAACGAACCUACUUUGAUCGCAUAUAUUAUGUAUCAGUCGAGGGCAUAUACUGCUAGUACACAAGUUUCAUUUUUAAAGUUUCAUCAUGAGCGUUACCUUUAAAAAAUAAAAGUACUUUUGAAUUCAUAUCAAAAUGUCUUCUAGUGUAGAAAUAAAUGAAUUCUUCAAGUUCCUGCAAUCAUUAGGAACCACAUCUCUGGUGGAAUGGAUAAUGCGUGUGUUGACUAUUUCCCAGGCAAUAUUUCAAACAGGAUGGCCUGAAAACUACGAGAUAUCGGAUUGUGAGAAGUUUGACUUCAUUGUGGUCGGGAGUGGGUCGGCGGGCAGUGUGGUAGCGGCUCGGCUUUCAGAAAUACCAAAGUUAAAAGUGCUGCUUAUCGAGGCUGGAGGCGACCCGCCGCCAACCAGUGUGCUUCCUGGUCUCAGCUCAACUUUGCCAGGUUCUGAAUAUGACUGGAAUUACACAGCUGUCUUCGACGAGGGUGUAGGCCAGGCCCAUCAGGGUGGUUCCAUGAGCUACCCUCGGGGUAAACUACUCGGUGGUUGUUCCUCUAUCAACAGCAUGAUCUACUCACGAGGAGUACCCGAAGAUUAUGAGAACUGGAAUCGUAUAGCACCCGGUUGGGACUGGAAGACAGUAUUGCAUUAUUUCAAGAAGUUAGAAAACAUGGAAGAUCCAGUCAUUUUUGAGCAUCCAGAAAAUGCCAGGCUCCAUUCAACAACUGGACCUGUUAAAGUCUCCAGACCACCAACUUUGCCGUCAACUAAAGCUAUAGAUGACUCCAGGUUACAAUCUUACGAAGAAAUGGGUAUUCCGCGAGUUUUGGAGACUAAUGGGCCAGAAAUUCUUGGAGCUGCUCGACCACAUUUUAAUAUGUAUGGUGGUAGGCGAUCGAGUACAGCAGAAUCAUACCUAAGGCCAGCAAAAGACAGACCUAAUCUGAAAGUGGCCAAGUAUUCCACAGUCACUAAAGUAUUAAUUGAUUCUAGUACUUUGCGUGCGUAUGGUGUACAGGUGUAUACAUCUAGUAAGAAAUACAUCAACGUAUACGCUACUGAAGAGGUUAUUGUGUCUGCUGGUACAUUCAAUAGUCCGAAAAUUCUCUUACAGUCAGGAAUAGGACCUGGAGAGGAAUUAUCGAAGUUACGGAUAAAGACAUUAGUAGAUCUGCCAGUUGGUAAAAAUUUACACGAUCACCAGACUAUACGGUUGCAUUAUAAAGGCAAAAGCGGAUUAGAGACAGCGCUCCAAAAUAUUGUAACCGCUUUCCAAAUUGAUACAAUUCCUGAUCCAGUCCAAUGUGGAGCCAUCAGAAUUAAUGGUAGUGAGUUUGAGUAUCCUUCUAAAUUACAACCACAAUUUCAAUUUUUCAACUCUUACCUCGGAGCUGGUGAUCCUGAUAAAUUAGUAAGUGGAUGUAGUUUAGAAAAAGAUUAUUGUCUUGCAUUAGGUUCCGCCAAUAUUAAUAAUGAAAUAGAUACCGUUAUAUUUGUCCUCCUACACCCACUGUCGAGAGGACAAGUUAAACUACGUAGUACAGAUCCCCUGGAUGAUCCUAUUAUUGAAUUGGGGUAUUUUAGAAGCAAUUAUGAUUUAAAAAUCAUUACCGAGGGAGUGAAAUACAUGAAUACUUUGAUAAACACUACAUACUUCAGGGAGGUCAAGGGAAGUAUUCCCAGAUUAACUGUGACUGCGUGUGAACAUAUAGAAUGGGGUUCGGAUGAAUUUUGGGAAUGUUAUGUGAAGAACACUGUAGUGUCGAUACAGCACGCUGUUGGUACAUGUUGGAUGGGACAGGAUGGUGUUGUGGACGAGAGAUUGAGGGUACACAAUGUAACUAGUCUGAGAGUAGUGGAUGCGUCUGUUAUUCCACUUAUACCGAGCGGCAAUACUAACGCUCCAACUAUGAUGAUAGGUGAGAAAGCUGCAGAUAUGAUCAAGGAAGACUUUCAUAAACGCAAAAAAGAAAAUAACAAAGUUUGUCCCUGAGUAAUCAUAGUUAGUAUAAUUUGUUGAAGGGAUUUUGAUUGAUAAAAUAUUUUUUUUCUCAGUGUGCUAGUGAAUUAAUUUAAACUUACAAUAAGAUCACUUAUUGUUUGUUUGAAUUUGUUUCAGUUCAAGCAUCAAGUAUCUAGUUUGCAUACCACUUUAAUAUGGGGACAUUACACUAAACUAUGAAUUAAUUGUUUCAUGUAUCUAUUUACGGAUUUGUAAAUCUUUUAUGUGCAAAAAUAAAAACAACCACCAUAUAAUUACGAUAAGUUUAAUAACAAAUCCUUACAUGACCAUAACAUACUUACAUACAAACAAACAAAUAUAAUUUACAAAAAUGUUUACAAUGUUUACAUCUAUACUUAUAUAAUAGCCUGUCCUGACUGACUGACUGACUGACUGAUUCAAUAUCGCCGAGCGUAAACUAUAAAUGACACGAACAUGAAAUUAGGAUUGUAUACUCAUUUUGUUAUGUAGGCACCGACUAAGAAAGAUUUUUUAAAAUCUGCCCCUUCGCGGAGAACCUACCGGCUCGACGUGCAGGAGAAAGAACGGGGUGGUUUU
Messenger RNA from Spodoptera litura, 2562 nucleotides. Its product is annotated as ecdysone oxidase-like. Gene Ontology annotation, molecular function: oxidoreductase activity, acting on CH-OH group of donors; flavin adenine dinucleotide binding. NCBI's taxonomy places the organism in Eukaryota, Metazoa, Arthropoda, Insecta, Lepidoptera, Noctuidae. The record is from RefSeq and is a predicted model, not a curated record.